AAACAUCUCUAUAUAUAUGUUUUCAGACUCCUUAAUGUUAUGCAAUCUGGCCCAGAAACCGGUGACCCACAUCCGGAACGUUAAACGUCUCCUCGGCUUUUCUUGAGGUGGAGAGCUCCAGAUGGCAACUUCCGUUUCCGGUUCGCUCCGGCUGGAAGGUUGAAUAGUGUGUGUCCUGAGAGGUCAGAUUGCUGUCAGAAAUGGGCUCUGGACAUGAACAUGGACUUGGACAUGGACAUGGACAUAGUAAAAUUGAACUUCCAGAUCAUAGACAGUGGAAAAUAGAAGGGACACCACUAGAAGCUAUGCAGAAGAAGCUGGCUCAACAAGGACUAAGGGAUCCAUGGGCCCGCAAUGAAGCUUGGAGAUACAUGGGUGGCUUUGCAAACACCUAUUCCUUUCUUGGUGUGAUAUUUAAAGGUUUCAAGUUGGGAUUUGCUGCAUUCGUGAUAGCAGCUGGGGCUGAAUAUUUGUUUGAAUCUCACAAUAACAACAACAAUGACCACUAAAGAUAAUACAUGGGGGUAUCUUAUGACUUCAUAACUCUCAUAAGAAUAAUAUAUCCUCACUGAAGCCUGCUUAUCUCUGUGGUUGUUCCUUAAUAAAGUAGUAAAAAACA
This is a messenger RNA of Perognathus longimembris pacificus (Pacific pocket mouse), 619 nucleotides long. RefSeq names its product NADH:ubiquinone oxidoreductase subunit B3 (gene Ndufb3). The transcript is spliced from 3 exons. The coding region runs from base 201 to 509 and encodes 102 amino acids. Gene Ontology annotation, biological process: electron transport chain; mitochondrial respiratory chain complex I assembly. The record is from RefSeq and is a predicted model, not a curated record. NCBI's taxonomy places the organism in Eukaryota, Metazoa, Chordata, Mammalia, Rodentia, Heteromyidae. Gene Ontology annotation, cellular component: mitochondrion.